GCAAUAUACAGUAUUGAACAUAUCUAAAAUGUAUCAUGAUUGAUGAAAAAUACAUCCAGAUGAAACUACUUUAUACAAACAUAAAAAAAAUACAUUUGAUCAUAAUUUACUCAUCCACACGUUAUUCCAACUCCUUAUUUACUUUCUCACAUGAAAACAGACAUUUUGAAUAAUGUAUUGGUUGUAUUUGUCCAAGUAAUUACAAUGAAAGAAGCCUGGAGCAUUCAAGUCUUUAACAAAACAAAAACACCAUAAAUGCAUCAUUAAAGUCUCAUAAAAGAGUCCAUUCCUUGUCUGUGUUUUAUACACAAAUGUCUUCUGAAAAAUAAAGAUCAUUUCCCUUUUUAUUUUCCACUGAGGAAAUAAAGGCAGGUUUGGAACAACACCAGGGUGAGUAAAUGGUGACAAUUUUCAUUUUCUGUGAACUAUGUGUAUUGGACAAAAAAAAUGAAAUUAAAAUAGUUUGCACAUGAAUGAUUCCGAUUAGAAUUAAAGUGCUUACUGUAUAAACAUAGAUCACCAUGUUAUUAACACAAAAUUAAUUCAUCUUUAAAUUGAGUUUCUAUAGCCUACCAAUUAUGUCUAAACGAAGUCGAGCAAAAGAGUGAGUGCAAGAGGGUUUCAAAAGUAGCCUAUACUCACCAGAACUGGCUGAAGAGCUAAAUGAAAAAGCUUUAAUGAAGUAAUGUGUUCCCGCGUGUGCGUGUCCUCCGUGCGUAAGCGUAAAAGCACCGACAGCGUGCUGCACGCUCCGCUAUUGGUCAGCUGAGCGCACGCACUAGAUUGCGGAGGCUCUGCGUUGCAUUGCCAGUGAAAGCAGCUGCGCUAUUAGGAGACACGGGGGAGUAGCGUGACGUUCACUUCAACGGAGCACAUGAGACGUACAUGGGAUAUAAUAGGUUACACUAUAUCUACGGUGGUCUGUGUUCGGAUAUGCAGUCUUAAAACGAAGUGGUGUGAUGGAUAUCAUUUCUAGACGCUCCAAAAUCCUCAUGAAGGUUAAAGCCAAAAUCCUUCAGCCCAGCAGCAUCUUCUCAGCGUACGACAGCUGCAGUUGUGUGAUUCGUGACAUCGCAUCCGUAUGAGGAAAAUGACUGGCACACUGUAAAGCAUCUGAUACUAUUCCCCCAAGAAGAAUGCUGCAACAGAACAACAACAAUAACUGCUUGGACAUGGCCCAUAGAGAGCUACUGCAUGAAUGCCGGAGAACCAAUGUCUCAUUCGCCAGUGCCCUUGAGUUUGGAGCCAUACCCCUGAUUAAAGGCCUGAGAGCAUGGGCUGUUAGUGGCGGCUACUCUAAAGCCAGAAGAAAGGCUGCUAAUGGAUCUCGGGCACAGGGCACAUGCCAACAGCCUCCUGAAAACAGGGUAGGGGAGAGAAGCUGGUCAGGUCAAGUCAGCAGUGGCUAUGGGCACACACUGGAUAGCACAAUUAGUGCAACCAGAACUCCAGGGGUCAGGCAAGGCGGUCUUGGUGCUCUUGUAACUGUGGCCACUUUGAAGGGCACUGAGGCGGGUGGCAGGCAGACUCAGACACGCUGCCUCUUUCUCAAGGCCCAGGGAAGGGGAAGCUACAUCUGUGCUGUUGGAAACCCCGGGACUGGGACAAGAGUCACGGCUCCACGGACUCAUGCUGUCAUUCUUGAAGGGACAAAGGAAGAGCUUAGAUGUUCCUCUAAAGGGCAGAAGGUGAGCCAGGAUGGGCCAGACGAUGGUGGAUUGUUCAAGGCCAAGCCCAGGGCCAUACGAAAAUGGAGGAAAUGCGGUAAACCCACAGAGAAGAGAACAGCGGCCCACAGCAAAGGGGAAAACGCUAGUCAGCACAGUGACCAAAAAAAUGCAGUGAUUUCAGAUGCACAACCACUUAGCAUAAUAGCAGAUAACACAAAAUCACAAGGCCUGAUGGGUAGCUAUCCAAGUCAGGACGACUUGAAGUUGAAGGGCAAAGACAAAAGGGCUCAUUCCCCCAUAUUAGUGAAAGCUGUCACACCCGAGAGCACAGAUCCACAAACCUGCUGCUCUUCUGCCAAACCAUGUGCCAAACCAGGUGAGCAGGUUGAAGAUGAGAUGAGCCUUAAUCAAUCCGAUAACUGUUCUGAAAAAGAAUUCAGUUGUGCCAAUGUGCAAGGAGACACUGAGGUCAGUAUAUGUGACUUUGAUGCAAAUGAUCGCCAGAACAUUGUUGCUGAUGUGCCAAACCUAGGGUCAUCUGUACCGUCUGAGACUCACUCUGAUAGUCUAAGAAUCAAAUUGCCCACAACAAACUGUAAUACUGAGCCAAGCAUGGAUCAUUCUCCCAUGAUAACGACCUCCGAAGUCCCUGUCAGCAUUCAGAAGAAUCAAGAAUCAAGGCCAGACGAGCGCCUACUAGACCGUAAGAAUCUACACUCGGUGGAGCCCGGCGAUCUUGCAAUACAGAGAGAUUGGUCUCCAGACACAAAGAAUACAGUUGUGCGUGAGGGCCGCACUCCAGUGGGUGCUGAAUGUAGCGCUACAGAAAAGAAAAGGAGGCCGUCCAUGUGCUCACCUCAGCAUUGGGAGGAAUUCAUCACAGAGCACGGAGAACUUGAAGUUCAGCACUCUGACAAAUCCUCUUCACGAGGCUUUAGCGCAACAACAGCCAAUAUAACUGUAACCACUAUUCACUCCCUGCCUAAACCUGCCCCUACCACCACCGCAGCCAUAGCAACAGCCAUCCCAGCAUUAAGCGAGGGGGAGGUGGGGGCUAGAGGUGGAGACUUGCUGCCUCUGGUGAACUCAGAGUUGCUAUCAGAGCCGGCAAGAGUUGACGACAAGGACAAGGUGGCCGCUGACGAGGGGUCUCUUGAUGUGGGCGAGGAGGAGGAGGAGGAUGAGUUUGGGGCAUUCAUGCUGGCAGAUGGAGAGCAGCUGUGGACGGAUGGGUUCAAUGAGGUCCAACAGUUGGCUGAGGAUUACAACUGUGAGGAACACACAAGUUCUGCUGAUGCAAAUGAACCCGCAUCCUGGGCAUCUGAUUGGACUGUAGUGCAGUCAUUCCAGCAGCCAGAGAGCACAUGGACUGCCUUCAGCCAGGAGACUGUGGAGCAGAAGAUAGUGUCUGGUGGACAGUGGUGGCCUUCUACCGAAAAGCCCAACCUUCCUCUCUCUCCUCUCCAUAAUGUGGUAAAGGUUUAUGCUCUGUUAUGUCUGUGUCCUGAUCUUGACCCUAAUGAAUGUACAUUAUUCCACUUAUUCCACUACUUAACAAAUUAAUAAAUGUAAAUUAUUAAAGUAUGUGAGAUAAAAGACCCUGUGAUAUGAAUAGAACAUCAAUAAUAGAGUUAAUCAUUCAUCAUACUAAAGAAUCAACGAGAAAAAGGCGAAAUAUUCCAUUUUAAACAAUCACGUAAU
Cyprinus carpio (common carp) is the source of this 3371-nucleotide messenger RNA. RefSeq lists its product as uncharacterized. The coding region runs from base 1137 to 3233 and encodes 698 amino acids. NCBI's taxonomy places the organism in Eukaryota, Metazoa, Chordata, Actinopteri, Cypriniformes, Cyprinidae. The record is from RefSeq and is a predicted model, not a curated record. The transcript has 3 exons.